Dracunculus medinensis (Guinea worm) is the source of this 3945-nucleotide messenger RNA. The record is from the annotation of a GenBank genome assembly. Lineage: Eukaryota; Metazoa; Nematoda; Chromadorea; Rhabditida; Dracunculidae.
AUGCUGAGUGAAUCAGACUGGGAAAAAGUUAAUCAAGAAGGAGAUCUUUCACUUUCGAAUUCAAUUUUAACAAGAAGCAAAUCGAGGCAAAUGCAAGAUUUUGCUGUCAAUAAGAUUGAUAAAGCAUCCACAAGUGCCGAAACAGUCUAUGUUGUUCCUCGAGUUACGCGUACAUUUCUUGACUUCGAUUAUGGAAAAAACGAAGAAGAAGAUGAAGAUUAUGAUCCAGAAAAGGAUAUCGAUAAGUUGAACAGUCUUCUCUCUGAAGAAUCUGAUUUACCCUGCCAUCAUACGCGUUCAAGAUUGCAUAAUAUGAAUGAUGAAAAUAUCGAUUACGAUUUUGAUUAUUCACCACUGUUGUUAUCAGAGAUAGAUAAUCCAGAUUAUAUAGAAUUUAUAACUUCUUUGAAUGAUCCUACUAAAUAUGAGGAUGAUGAAAGUGAAGAUCCUGAAUAUAUCGUAUCAGAAGAUAACGAUUUUAUUAAUUGUGUUGACAAUGAUGAAAUACGAAUGGACAAGGAAACUGAAAUAACACGUCGUGAGAUGAGAGUUUUAUUCGAAGAUUUAGCUGAAGCUAAUCUUUUACCUCCUUCAAUUUCUAAUGUUCCUAAUAAUGCUUCUACGCCUUGCAAAAAUCGAGGCGGAAAAAAGGAGCAAAUUAAUUUCGAAAUGAUUAAAAAUAAAAAAUUGAAAAUGGAUCCACUGGUACAUGAAGUUAAUUCAGUCUUUUACGUUGGUUGUUGUCCAAAUCAAUCAGGCAUUCUUCCUGAGUCAUCAUCUCUUGUUGGUGUUUCUGUGGAAAAUCCUCCAAUUUUUUCAUCUGAUGAACUUCGCCAACUUGCUGCGCAAUUAACUAAGCACGUGCAGUUAUUAACACAAUUUGUGGUUUGUUGUGCAGAUGAACCUAAUUUGACUACUACUUACAAUGCAUUUCAGUUAAUGAUUAAUGAGCUUUAUGAAAAUUACUGCGAUCGUCCGCAAUAUUCAUUAUUUAAUAUAUCGAAUCUCAUUGCAUCAGUUGAGACAUGUCACGACGCAAGGAAUUCUCAUAUUAUUGAUUUGCCAGAGUUAGAUCAGUUUGUUCACAAUAAUGUUCUUGCACCGAAACCAAAAGCGAUGGUCGUUCUUGCUCGUAGUCAUGCACUACUUUAUCCGGAGCUCUUAUCAUUGGCAAGGCCUUUUUCAUUUGACAAUAAGCCUUAUCGUCAUUUUAUUCCUCCUGAAGAAAGUCUUCUAGCUUUGGCUCAUAAUCAAUUCUCCCAUGUACCACAUUCAAAUAACUCAAAUCUUCAUGGUCGAAAUCCAUUGAUUUCCCGUCAUUUAUUACCAACGAAAGAUGUUGCUCAAAUUCGCAAUCAUAUGAAACGUGUGCGUCAUAGUAAAGAACCUGUUCACCUGCUCAUAAAGAGAGCUGAAUCAGAGGCAGUGACAAUGAUAUUUCCUAUUGAUAAUCAGUCGACUGCACAGUUCGGACCUCCUUAUACCUGGGAAACAACAUUUCAUCCUAUUUGGCUCAAAGUGCUUCUUCAGCGAAUUAAUUUUCUGGCAGUUCCUUUAAAUUUGGAAGAUAUUCAGAAUGGAAAUGUUGAUGGUACCGUUCAAACUAUUUCAGAUACUGUUAUCAGUAAACUUGACAAUUGCACUGUUUUGCAGGGGGAGCAACAGAAUGAGAACCCAGAUAAACUGCCAUCAACAAAUCAGUGCGAGGAGCAUUCAAACGUACCUAUUAAAUUAAUAUCAAUUUCAGAUGACGAUUAUGAAGGCAAUCAUUCGAAUGGAUCGAAUGCAACUAUAAAAACUCCCAAUUUCAAUGCGUCAUUUAUGAGCAACGUGUCAAAUCCUUCUCCAGUCUCUCAAAUUGAUGAAGAUACAAAUGCCGAAUGGCGUAGAGAUGAUUAUAUACCUCCCACACCACAAAUAUAUGAUGAAGAUCGAACAAGAGAUUCUUUUGGUGCUACAAUUCCCAAUCCAUCAAGACAGAAAAAUCAAAUAGGUGGUAAUUUCUUAUUUGACAGAAGUUAUAUAGGUGUUCAAAACAAUGCAUCAGAAGAUUUGCUGGGGAAACAUUUUGAAAAUGAUGAAAACAUCGCAGAAGAAGAAGCGCAGACUGAUUAUGACAAUGAGAGAAAUGAUGAAAGAAUACGAGAGGAAAAAAACGUUCGUAAGCGCGGACGUAGGGAACGUUUUGCUGAUGGUAUUUCGGGCCUUUUUGACAGAGAGCAUCGCGAGCGACAAAUAAAGGCACUCAGCCGUGUCAUUCUCGGCGAUUUCAAACAAGUAAUGUUCAUGCAUCAGGAUAAAGUACGAGCAAUUCAGAAGUUAGUCGCGGAAUCUGCUGCAUCAGCCCAACAUCGCGAGCGACAAAUAAAGGCACUCAGCCGUGUCAUUCUCGGCGAUUUCAAACAAGUAAUGUUCAUGCAUCAGGAUAAAGUACGAGCAAUUCAGAAGUUAGUCGCGGAAUCUGCUGCAUCAGCCCAAAUGUUUGAAAAAUUGGCUGACAUAUUAGGUCCAGAACAUGAGGCUUUAUUGGUUCAUUUAUCAUUUAUAUUCCCACAGGACCUUUUGCCUGACUACAUCAUCGAUAGCCCAUUGAGAAAAGCUUACAAAGCUGCUUUUGAUAUGAUGCUUAAUAUUGAAAUUUUACUCGAAAAAUUGCUAAUAAGUGAAACACCAUUAUUAGAAGCAUUAUCAACUUAUUUACCUGGAGCUACUGAUAGAACAAUACCUAAACCAGUGGAAUACGAAUUUUUGGAUGCUGAACAGUGGAAAGAUACGGAUGCGGCAUAUGAAAGUAUCGAUGCAAUACCUGGAACAUUACAAGAUAAGCACAAACGUCGAGCUGCAACAGUAAUCAGCGAUGGCACAUUGCUAGUCGAAAAGCAAGGGAAAUUGUGGGAAAUUAAAACUCAGCUGUCAAAAAACGAUUUUUCACUGAAACAAACAGAUUACGAGAUAUUUAAUCCACCGCGAUUAAUAACAACUUCGAAAAGAAUGCGUAAAGCAAGUAAAAGAAAAAGAGAAGAGGAUUUCUUAACUGAUAAUAUUGAGACUAAAGGUGAAGUUGAGAUUAUUGCGAGCAUUUCUUCUGACAAAACAGUUGGAGAAAAAGAUGUAAGCCGUCCAGAAAAUAAACCUGAAAAAGAUAUAAGGCGGAUGCAAAGCACGAAUGAAAUUGAAUCGAAAAAUGAUAAUAUUUCAAUUCAAGAAUCAAAUAAAAAAACUGUUAUAUGGAAAAAUGAAGAUUUUAAAAUACUAAAACCAACAAUGAAAUGCGAUUUGAUUAAAAUAAUUCGUGAAGCGAAUAUUAUAUCAGAGCAAAAAAAUUUCGAAUUAAAAAGGAUUCAUUGCGAUGAUAAUACAGUUCAACUUGCUAUAAAUCUUAAUUUGCGUGUCUGUAUGGAUGAUAAUAUGAAGAAUGAACAACCACAAGUGACCAGUAUUUGUUCGGAUAUGCAUCUUCCACCAAAAAAGCGUCGAUUUCCAAACAUGCAAAACAAUCAGAAAUCUUCCUUGUUUUUAGCUCAACCUCAAACAUUUGAUAUAUUAUAUGAAAAUUGCGAGAAAAGUGCUACAGGUAGAGCUCAACAUGAUUCAGGACCGAUCUUCCCGAAAUUUCAACCUGCAAAUUUGAAAGAUGCUACUGUAGUAAGUGAAGUAUUAACCGCACAGGAAUGUGUGCUAAUAACAGGCAUAGAUCAGUCCAUGCAAAAUGGGAGUAAAUGGAAAUUCUCUCCAAGAAAUACUGGUGAUACCACGUCAAUUACUGAACAUAAAUGGUCUAAAGAAGAAGACAGAAUGAUUCUUACUGCGUAUAAUGACUUUGAUGGGAUUGAGCAAUCUAUAAUACGUUCAGUUACUCCUUUAAUAAAAGGUGUUAUAGAAAAUGAUGUUAGAAACCGUCUUCAUUUCCUUCUUAAUUUUUUUGAUUCUAUGUAUAAAUCUUGA